Messenger RNA from Diachasma alloeum, 1957 nucleotides. Its product is annotated as esterase B1. The transcript has 8 exons. NCBI's taxonomy places the organism in Eukaryota, Metazoa, Arthropoda, Insecta, Hymenoptera, Braconidae. The record is from RefSeq and is a predicted model, not a curated record. The coding region runs from base 136 to 1764 and encodes 542 amino acids.
CUUUUAAAAGUCCAACCAUGAAUAGAGAGAGAGUCUAGACUCUAGAGUACUGUGUUGUGGCGCUCUGUGUCCAGUGUAUUUCCCACAAGUUUUGGGUACGUCCUUUGCUCGUGCACCAGUUGAUUUCUCAUUAACAUGGACAAUCUCCAAGUUGAAAUUGAUACCGGGAAGUUGAGGGGGGGCAGAGAGACCAGUGUCUAUGGGAGAGAGUAUGUGGCGUUCAAAGGAAUACCUUAUGCUCAACCACCAGUUGGGGAACUUCGGUUCGAGGAUCCGCGACCGCCACUGAAGUGGACCGGUGUGAGGGAAGCGACAAACUUCGGUGACAACUGUGCCCACAUUGAUCCAAUAAUUCGUGGUAUAGUGGGAAGCGAUGAUUGUCUAUAUCUCAAUGUCUACACAACAUCGAUCCACCCGCAGAUUCCAAAGGCCGUCAUGGUCUGGAUUCACGGCGGGGCGUUUGUCCUUGGAUCCGGUGAUGAUACCCUGUUUGGACCGGAUUAUCUCAUUGAUAAAGAUAUUGUUCUGGUUACAAUCAAUUAUCGUCUUGGAGUCCUAGGUUUUCUGAACCUGGAGAAUGAGAUUGCAGCGGGUAAUCAGGGCCUGAAAGAUCAGGUGUUGGCUCUGCAAUGGGUAAAACGGAAUAUUGAUAGAUUCGGAGGGGAUCCGGGUAACGUUACGAUUUUUGGAGAGAGCGCUGGUGGCGCGUCUGUUCAUUAUCUGACUAUAUCUCCUUCAGCUCAAGGAUUAUUUCAGAAGGCUAUUAUACAGAGCGGGUCGGCGAUAAAUCCAUGGGCCAGAGUACCAGGAUCACCCAAGCGAUACGCCCGCCAACUUGCCGCUUUAUUAGGGAAGGAGAGCGAUAAUCCUGCGGAAUUGUUGAGGCUCUUCAAGAGUGUCGAUGUGCAAGAGUUAAUACGGGCGCAGGCGAAAAUUCCCACGAAAAAUGAUAAAUUGCAUUUCCUCAAUCCAUUUGGACCAGGUGUGGAUGCACUAUCAAAGAAUCCAUUUCUACCGAUACCCCCAGAGGAGGCCAUGAAAUCCGGCAUCAAAGUGCCCUGUAUGAUCGGUUAUAUGAGCGACGAAGGCCUCCUAGUCCUAGCAGGCUUGAAUCUCGAUAUUGAUGGAGAAACGACAUCCGGAAUUAAUCCCGAGCGAUUCGCCGAGAUUGAUGAGAAGUAUCAGACCUGCAUGUUGCAUCCAACAGCAGUGAAACACUUUCAGCAGAGGAAUUUCUCGGUGGCUGAUGUCAGGAAAAUAUACUUCGGCAAUCAGAAAAUUUCCACGGAGACAGUAAAGAAUUUUGUGGACCUCCAGGGAGACGCUCAUUUCCUCUGUGGCAUUCACGAUGUCCUCGAUAUUCAGGUUAAAACGUCGAAAAACCCGACGUAUCUGUACAAGUUUGAUUGCGACAUGGGAACAUCUCACAUCAAAUUGUUCAUGAAUAUUAAUUUUCCUGGCACCUGUCACGGUGAUGAAUUACCUCUACUAUUCUACGCAAAAUUACUCCAGAAAUUUGGGGUUGAAGCUCCAGAUCCUUCCUCUGUCCAGUGGUUACUUAUUCAGCGCUUCACGGAAAUGUGGACUAACUUCGCCAAGACUGGGAACCCGACAUCGUCGACAUCUCAAUUUUUGCCGGUCACGUGGACCCCCGUUACGAAAAUGCAGGAGUACGAGUGUCUGAAAAUUACGGACGGUCUUGAGAUGACGAGGGAGAUCAAUGUUUUCAAUCGGUUGAGCUCGCAAUUGAAGAAUAAAUUGUAAAUGUUAUCGUAAUUGUUGGAUUCGUACGCAAAGAGAAUUAUUUUCAUAAAUACGACGGAUGUAGCGUAAAGUUUUAGGCAUUAUUGUUAUUAGAUUUUCUAAAUUUGAAUAUCUAUAUUUUUUUCUUAAUUCUUAGCAGAUGUGAUAAAUUUGUUACUUGUUAAAUGAAUAAAUAUGAAAUUAUUUUUAUCAA